CUCUUCUGAGAAAAUGAAACUUAUCUGAGUCUCUGUGUCGUCUGUCUGUGUGAGAGUGAACAACAGUCCAAAUGGCUCAGCAGGCAGUUCUGCUGGACCAGGACCAGUUCUGUUGUUCUGUCUGCCUGGAUCUACUGAAAGUACCAAUCACCAUCCCCUGUGGACACAGUUACUGUAGAAGCUGUAUUGAGGGCUGCUGGGAUCAGGAUGUUCUGAAAGGCUAUAGCUGUCCUCAGUGCAGACAGACCUUCACUCCAAGGCCCACUCUGAGGAAAAAUAACAUGUUGGCUGAGGUGGUGGAGAAACUGAAGAAGACAGGACUCCAGGCUGCUCCCCCUCCUGCUCUGUGCUAUGCUGAACCUGUAGAUGUGGCGUGUGAUUUCUGCACUGGGACCAGAAAGCAGAAAGCCCUCAUGUCCUGUCUGGCGUGUCUUGCCUCUUACUGUGAGACUCACCUCCAAUCUCACUAUGAAUCUCCUGCUUUCAAGAAGCACAAGCUGGUCAAAGCCACCGCACAACUACAGGAGAAUAUCUGCUCUCAUCAUGACAAACUGCUGGAGGUUUACUGUCGUACCGAUCAGCGGUGUAUCUGUUAUCUGUGUACAAUGGAUGAACAUAAAGGCCAUGAUACAGUGUCAGCUUCAGCAGAGAGGACGGAGAAACAGAGGCAGCUGGGGAUGAGUCAGCAGAAGGUCCAGCAGAGAUUCCAGGAGAGAGAGAAGGAGCUGAAGGAGCUCCAACAGGCUGUGGAGUCUUUCAAGCACUCUGCACAGGCAGCAGUGGAGGACAGUGAUAAUAUAUUUACUGAGCUGAUCCGCUCCAUUGAGAGAAGGCGCUCUGAGGUGAAGAAGCUGAUCAGAGCCCAAGAGAAGGCUCAAGUGAGUCAAGCUGAAGGACUCCUGGAACAAGUGGAACAGGAGAUAGCAGAGCUGAGGAAGAGAAGCAUUCAACUGGAGCAGCUCUCACACACAGAGGAUCACAUCCAUUUCCUCCAGCAUUAUCAGGCUCUCUCCAGUAUCAGUGUAUCUUCAGACUUACCCAGCAUCGUUGUCCGUCCUCUUCAGUACUUUAGAGAUGUGAGUAAGACUGUGUCUGAACUGAGAGAGAAACUAGAAGACUUCCUUAAAGGAGAAUGGACCAAGAUCUCCACUACAGUGAAUAUAGUGGAUGUUGUACUACCUCCAGAGCCCAAGACCAGAGAACAGUUGUUACAAUAUUCCUGUCAGCUCACACUGGACCCAGACACAGCACACACACACCUCUCUCUGUCUGAAGGGAACAGAAAGGUGACCUAUACAGGCCAAGUCCAACCAUAUCCUGAUCAUCCAGACAGAUUCACAAAUGACUUGAUGGUUCUGUGUAGAGAGGGUCUGUCUGGACGCUGUUACUGGGAAGUGGAGUGGAGUGGACGGUGGGUUAUUAUAGCAGUCUCAUAUAAAGACAUCAGCAGAACAGGGAGAGGUAACGCAUUUGGAUUGAAUGACAAGUCCUGGAGUUUACAAUGCUCUAGUGGUGGUUAUUGUCUCAGACACAAUCAUGUUGUGACUAAAGUAUCAGGCCCUCGGUCCUCCAGAGUAGGAGUGUACCUGGAUCACAAGGCAGGCACUCUGUCCUUCUACAGUGUCUCUGACACAAUGACGCUCCUCCACAGAGUCCAGACCACAUUCACUCAGCCACUCUAUCCUGGGGUUUGGCUCAAUAGUGAUAAUGGUACUGCUGAGCUGGUUAAACUGUACUAGGGUCCACAUAGAUAGUAGUCAUGCUGGUGUAGUCUACAGCUGAGCUGGUUAAACUGUAGUAGGGUCCACAUAGAUACUAGUCAUGCUGGUGUAGUCUAUAGCUGAGCUGGUUAAGUUGUAGUAGGUUCCACAUAGAUAGUGGUCAUGCUGGUGUAGUCUAUAGCUGAGCUGGUUAAGUUGUAGUAGGUUCCACAUAGAUAGUAGUCAUGCUGGUGUAGUCUACAGCUGAGCUGGUUAAACUGUAGUAGGGUCCACAUAGAUACUAGUCAUGCUGGUGUAGUCUAUAGCUGAGCUGGUUAAACUAUAGUAGGGUCCACAUAGAUACUAGUCAUGCUGGUGUAGUCUAUAGCUGAGCUGGUUAAACUGUAGUAGGGUCCACAAAGAUAGUGGUCAUGCUGGUGUAGUCUAUAGCUGAGCUGGUUAAGUUGUAGUAGGUUCCACAUAGAUAGUAGUCAUGCUGGUGUUGAUGGUCCUCAGAUGUUAUGAUCAGUGGCGAUUUUAGCAUGUAAAUCUUGGUGGGGCAAAAAAAACAAAGCACAGAUUUAACAAGACAUCAAUUGCACUAUAAUGGUGAACAACAGUGCCAACAAACUGUUAGGGCCUACAUAAAGCUGUCCCAACAGCAGAGUCCCAACACCUUACCACUGCUACACCUGCCGAUCAGCGGAGCCUUGUCUUAGCAGCGGAACCGUUAAAUCAGCCUCAUUUACUGCUAUAAAAAACCCAUUGCUGAUAUGGCUGACUUGUUUAAACAAAUGUGGUUUCUAUUGAGAUGUACAAACUAUGGCAUAAGGGAACGACAAGCGCAUAAGAGGUAAUCCAUAAUUUUGAUUAUGACAUUAAUGAGCGAGCUAGGACGCUCUGUAUUUUCUGCUGGCUAGCCCCACCACAACAGAAAGCACGGAGCUGGGCCGAAACAACAGCAAUUUGGAGCUGCAAUACUCAAGAAAACAACAAAUGUGUCGUCAUUACAGGUGAGACACAUUUAAACUGGUCUUGGUCUCAUUACAGUAUAGACACAUUUAAACUGUUCUUGGUCUCAUUACAGGUGAGACGCAUUUAAACUGGUCUUGGUCUCAUUACAGAUGAGACACAUGGGUCUAGAGGUCUCUAGUGGUUGAUUGUUGGUCUGGGUUUCACUGGUUCCGUUCCAAUCUGUCCUGUCUCCAUCUCUGGUACCAAUACACCAACAUCAUACACUCCAGACCUGGGUUCAAAUACUAUUUAAAAUCUUUCAAAUACAUUGAGCAUUUGCUUUUGCCUGCCUGGAGUGUCAGGUGGUCAGGGUUUUGCACGAUUAUCAUUUUUCUGUUGCUUCCAUUGUACCAGACAAGUUUAAUCAAGCCCACAUAAAGUUUUAGAAAUGAUUUCAAAUCGGGAAAUUGUAAUAGAAGGUUCAGGAUGGCAACUUAAUUCUCUUCAAUGAUAUUAAUUGCUGAAAUGUUUCCCAGCAGCUUCUUGGUCAGAGCACUAUUAUAACACAGUGUUAUUACACAUCCACAUUGACAUGGAAAGGAACCAUGAUUAAUAUCUAUGUGUAACAGUCUGACACUGUGAUAGAUCACUCUGUUACAUUGACAUAGAAAGGAACCAUGAUUAAUAUCUAUGUGUAACAGUCUGACACUGUGAUAGAUCACUCUGUUACAUUGACAUGGAAAGGAACCAUGAUUAAUAUCUAUGUGUAACAGUCUGAUACUGUGAUAGAUCACUCUGUUACAUUGACAUGGAAAGCAACCAUGAUUAAUAUCUAUGUAACAGUCUGACACUGUGAUAGAUCACUCUGUUACAUUGACAUGGAAAGCAACCAUGAUUACUGUCUAUGUGUAACAGUCUGACACUGUGAUAGAUCACUCUGUUACAUUGACAUCGAAAGGAACCAUGAUUCAUGUCUAUGUAACAGUCUGACACUGUGAUAGAUCACUCUGUUACAUUGACAUGGAAAGGAACCACGAUUAAUGUGUAACAGUCUGACACUGUGAUAGAUCACUCUGUUACAUUGACAUGGAAAGGAACCAUGAUUAAUAUCUAUGUAACAGUCUGACACUGUGAUAGAUCACUCUGUUACAUUGACAUGGAAAGGAACCAUGAUUCAUGUCUAUGUAACAGUCUGACACUGUGAUAGAUCACUCUGUUACAUUGACAUGGAAAGGAACCAUGAUUCAUGUCUAUGUAACAGUCUGACACUGUGAUAGAUCACUCUGUUACAUUGACAUGGAAAGGAACCAUGAUUAAUAUCUAUGUAACAGUCUGACACUGUGAUAGAUCACUCUGUUACAUUGACAUGGAAAGGAACCAUGAUUCAUGUCUAUGUAACAGUCUGACACUGUGAUAGAUCACUCUGUUACAUUGACAUGGAAAGGAACCAUGAUUAAUAUCUAUGUAACAGUCUGACACUGUGAUAGAUCACUCUGUUACAUUGACAUGGAAAGCAACCAUGAUGUAACAGUUUGACACUGUGUGGUAGGUUACCAUAUUACUUUGACUAACCAUUGUUAUGGAUACUUCUAAAUUCUUAUCUUAAUCCUCAGAAUUCAUACAGUAUGGAGCACCUGUAAUGGGAAUUUUAAGGUUUGUGCUUUUCUUUUAUUCUGUGUCCCAUUCAUGUGCUGUUCUAUAAACCAGUUUCUGUGUUCAUGCAAGUGGUUGACUGAAUAAAUCCUCCUCUUAUCAGUAACUGCAAUUUGGCAGUAGGCCCAGACCUUGUUUUGAGAACAAACAAAAGAUAUCUCAGUUUCAAGGUCUCAGUUUACAGAGGAGAAGCCUUGUGAGGUGUUGGUCUGUCACGUUAUGUUAUGUUAUGAAACAGUAUUGGUCAGUCAUGUGAAUGAAACAAAACGGUAACGAUUAAUUAAGUAUGCUAAAUCAUGCAAAUAGAACUUGUCUGUGUAUAGCCAUACAUAAUACAACUGCUGGGUCUGCCCAGGGAGAGCUCCUGAUUGACAUGUGUACUAUGGUGCAAUAAGUUGGUUGGAACCUCUCCAGGGCGCUGACAAUAAACAAUGGUUCAUUUAAGAUUGA
Messenger RNA from Oncorhynchus kisutch (coho salmon), 4757 nucleotides. RefSeq names its product tripartite motif-containing protein 16-like. NCBI's taxonomy places the organism in Eukaryota, Metazoa, Chordata, Actinopteri, Salmoniformes, Salmonidae. Gene Ontology annotation, molecular function: protein binding; zinc ion binding. Bases 72 to 1739 code for a protein of 555 amino acids. The transcript is spliced from 6 exons. The record is from RefSeq and is a predicted model, not a curated record.